UUGACCUGUUGGCUGCCGAGCGCCGGCGCAUUAAUUGGUGUGCCGCAUUCGGUCCAAUACGACUUACAACUAUUUGAAAUAAAAUAAAUUAUCGUAAAUAAUAAUAUAUACGUACCUACAACAUAAUAUUAUAAUAAUACAAGUAAAAUAACAUUUUGUAUUCUCUCGCUGCAAGUGCGCGGGUGGUGGUCGUCGUAACCUGCGAACGAACGAUUUCAUAUUUUUCGUUUUUUGUUUUUUUUUUGUUUACUGUUCGAAACGCGAUAUAUUUACACUAUUAUUAUUAUUAUCAUCACAUUAUAUAGUAGUUGUUGGUGGUCCAGAGAAUAUCCGUAAGGAGUGACGAACUGCCAAUUUGUGGAAUUUCACCGAAUCAAAACCGCCUGAAGAGGACUCCUCGUGUGAAGACCUCCGCCCGACGCCACCGACUUGUUUUUAAUAUUCUCGUCACGCCAUGAUGCCGGUAAGACUGCAGUGGAGCCGAAUUUUGGGCCGUGGCCACUUGCGGCGGAUGUGCUUCCCGUUAAUCAGCUGCAACGUCGCUAGUCAUCCGGUCCGACAUCGCACCGAGUCCAAAGUGGUCCGUUCCCCGUUUUCAGACGUCCAAAUUCCGGAACAUUUGGUAGACGAAUACGUGUGGAACGGCCUGGAGAGAUGGCCGGACAAAGACGCACUGGUUUGCGGUAUGACCAACAGAAAAUUGACUUACCACGAGACGAGAUUGGCGUGCAAGAGGUUUGCGGCCAACCURAAGAAGAGAGGCUCAACGACGGGCCAAGUGUUGGCCUUACUGUUGCCAAACGUUCCUGAGUUUGCUGUGGCCGCGUUGGGUGCCAUUGAAGCCGGUCUGGUCGUAACCACGAUGAAUCCUGUCUAUACACCAUUCGAAAUCGCUCACCAGUUUAAAGACGCCGGUGCAGUCGGGGUGGUGACGAUUCCCGAGUUGUUGCCCAAAGUUUUCGAAGCACAAAAGCUGAUGGACGGACCUGGUGUGAGACCUCUGUAYGUCAUAUCUGUGAACGGCAAUGGCCCGAGACACAGUGGCGCUUGGGACUUUGACGAGAUGCUCGAUCCGAUGGUGGACACUUCUGUUCUGAAAAAGAGCCGAUCGAACAGCGACGUGGCGUUCAUGCCGUACUCGAGCGGCACGACCGGUCUGUCCAAAGGCGUUUCGCUGUCGCACCGGAACUUGGUGGCCAACAUCACGCAGACAAACCAUCCGGAAGUCAAUCACUUUUCGGACACGACGGCAAAUUUUCAAGAAGUUUUGCCGGCUAUUUUACCCUUUUACCAUAUUUACGGUCUAACAAUGAUUCUUCUGAAAGGGCUGAGUUAUGGAUGUAAAUUGGUAACAUUGCCCAAACUCGAAUCGGACCUUUUUUUGAACAUACUUAAAAACCAACAGGCAACUGUAUUAUACGUAGUACCACCAAUAGUGCUGUUGUUGGGUCAAAACAAAAACGUCACACAUGAACACUUUCAAAGUUUGAAAACUAUUUGUAAUGGCGCUGGUCCCGUGAAAGAAGCAGAUGCCGAAAAAGUACUGGCCAGAACCCAAAACAAAAAUGUGCGUUUUUGUCAAGCGUACGGAAUGACAGAAUCAUCGCCAGCCGUGUUCGUAUCCAGGAAUUCCUCAUUUGCAGAUUAUUUAACCGUCGGUCCUCCCAUAUCCAACACUAUGGCCAAAGUCGUCGACCCCACGGACAACACAGUCGAAUACGGUCCGGGYGAAAUCGGAGAAAUCCAGGUCAACGGCCCACAGGUGAUGAUCGGUUACCACAACAACCCCGAAGCCACGGCCAACACUGUAAGUCCGGACGGAUGGCUGAGCACCGGUGACAUUGGUUACUAUAACGAUCAAAAAGAAUUCUUCAUAGUCGAUCGCAUUAAGGAGUUGAUAAAAGUCCAAGGAUACCAGGUUCCGCCGGCUGAGCUGGAAGGAAUUCUGAGGACCCACCCGGCCGUGCUGGAUGCGGCUGUCAUCGGCGUGCCGGAUGACAGGACAGGCGAGGCACCGCUGGCGUACGUCGUGCUCGACUCGGACAGGCCAGCUGCCAGCGAGGCAGACGUGAAGGCGUUCGUGGCGGAACGGGUGGCGCCGUACAAGCAGAUMUCAGCUGGCGUGCGGUUCAUCGAAUCGCUUCCGAAGAGCGCGGCCGGAAAAAUCUUGCGGCGCGUGCUCAAGGACGAGUACCUGAAAACGGGAGCCACCAAGUGAUCGCCGGAAGUCGAGCGGUCGCAYGAUUUCAACGAUUASAGUAACGACGAGCYUAUAAAAUAAAAUAUGACCGUCAUCGAGGUAUAAUCGAGUACGGUKAGGUUAAAGACGACAGAGAAACUCGUMAAUUCUUUGGCUCAACUAUCGUACCCAACUCAUAUCGAUAGUGGUACGGUUUACGAAUUUCUAAAAUUAAUAAUAACUUAUUAUACUUUAACUGUUAUUAUAAUCGUUAUAGUACGAAUUUAUGACAAAAGUAUCCGACAAGUGGUAGUCUGUUGUUCUUGUUGUUUUUGUGUACACAUCUUAUCAACCGUUAAAACAUAAUUAUUUACCGCCACAUAUUAUUAUUAUUAUCAUAUAUUAUAUUUUCGCAUUAAUAUAUUUUAUUAUUUU
Molecule: messenger RNA, 2614 nt
Organism: Diuraphis noxia (Russian wheat aphid)
Lineage: Eukaryota; Metazoa; Arthropoda; Insecta; Hemiptera; Aphididae
Gene: pdgy
Product: acyl-CoA synthetase family member pudgy
Biological process (GO): long-chain fatty acid metabolic process; fatty-acyl-CoA biosynthetic process
Molecular function (GO): long-chain fatty acid-CoA ligase activity
Source: RefSeq, a predicted model, not a curated record